Molecule: messenger RNA, 834 nt
Organism: Aphanomyces invadans
Lineage: Eukaryota; Oomycota; Saprolegniomycetes; Saprolegniales; Verrucalvaceae
Exons: 2
Coding region: 1-666 (221 amino acids)
Source: RefSeq, a predicted model, not a curated record
AUGUCCCACGUCGACGAGAAGACGCCGCUUGCGUACCAGCCUGCGUUCGUGCCGCCGCAGCCCAUCCCGUUUCCACCGCACUACACUGGAUACGUCACUGGACCGGCGCAAGGACCGUAUGGCAUACCUGUGGUUGCCAGCACGAUGUGGAAGGCCGGUUUGUUCGAGUGCUUCGAGUCGAUUCCCAACACGUUGAUGGCGCUGUUCUGCCCGUGCGUCGCGGUGGCGCAAAUUGCGUCCCGCCUUGGAGCCUUCGGAGGGUACUGUGGUGUGCUGACAGUGCUCUUUGUGAUCUACUGCACCCAUCACACGUUUGCUGGGUUGACACAAUCCGAAAUCGACGAUUACGAGCUCGAUGAAGGUCACUGGAACCCUGAAAGCAUCAACCGCGUCGUGACGUAUGGCGUCUUGAGCGCGUUGACCGCGCUUUUGCCGGCGCUCUUUCUCGCAUUGCUGCGCACGCGUGUCCGCCGCUUCCAUCACAUUCAAGGCAGCGAAUGCGAAGAUUUCUUGUGUGCAUACUUCUGCAACUGCUGCACGAUUGCCCAAAUGGCGACCGAAGUCGAAGCGUACAUUCCUGGCCACUGCUCGUUUGGUCCCCGCAGCACCCUUCCUGCCUACCAAGUCGCGUUCACCAACACCGCGACCACGACCACUCUGGUCUAGACGAAUGCAUUCGAGAUGGCGAAAGUUAACAUUUCAAGAACGAAGUCCUCCAUCUUCAUACGUUUUGGGUCGUCGACUCGGGCUUUUUGAUCGCCCUGUCAUGUGAUUCUAGCUGAAGUAACAUGCACCCCACAGAUCUUCUCGUCGAAAUCUCUUCCUUGCACGCUC